Messenger RNA from Marasmius oreades (fairy-ring Marasmius), 1014 nucleotides. RefSeq lists its product as uncharacterized. The record is from RefSeq and is a predicted model, not a curated record. Lineage: Eukaryota; Fungi; Basidiomycota; Agaricomycetes; Agaricales; Marasmiaceae. Bases 1 to 1014 code for a protein of 337 amino acids. The transcript has 3 exons.
AUGCGGCCUGCCUCUCAGAUAUCUAAAACUUCACGAAUCGCCGCAGCUAAGGCUGCACCGUCCGAUAACUCUCAAUGCCGUUGGGUCCUGAUAAAAAAAGCGUUGUUAGAGCUCAACCCUUCAGAAGUAUACAAACUCUCCAAAAAAUCUACCAUCUUUCAUAUUUUCUUCACCUCGCCUACCGGGAGUGCACCGUCUGAUCCCAUACGUUUAUCUGGCCAUAAUGUCGAACAGUUCCGGGAUCUUCUUUGGGCCGCACAGUUAGAGCCGUUACCCGACCCUCAAAGCACACCUCUGCCUCGUUUGCUGUCGGUGGCUGAGCUCUCUUUCAAAUACCAAUUGAAGUCACUCAGUCGUUGGUCCAUGGAGGGGUUGCGUCGACUUGCAUCGAACCCCACCUCCACAAAAAUUCGAUAUGCACCCGAUAUCAGCCUUGGUCGCUUACUCAAGUUAUCCAUCCUCUACCAACAGAGCGAUCUUUCGACACGCCUCCAGGAGCAGUGGUUAACACGCGUCUACCGUCAAGAGCUCUCACCUUUCGCCGCCAUCACCGUUGGGGACAAAUGCGGCUUGCCCCAAUUCGUCGGCCACGCGAUGUACAUCCAUAUGGUCGACAUGGCUUCCCGCAUAGCUGAUUCUGAAAGAAUUGAUCUCGGUUCACCGUUGACACAUUCUCAAAAUCUACACAUAUUUUGCGGGUACUAUUCCUUACGGGCGUAUUGGCGUCAGCUCUCGCAAUGCCCACCUUCCUACUCCCAUUCCCCGGAAUGUCGAUACCCGUCGAAGUGUAGCGCGGCUUGGAUAAGACGGUGGAAAGCUUGUUCUUCAUCAGAACUUUCGGCACACCCGGAUGUGGAUGUCCAACGGAAGCUGCUGGAGUUACAAAGAAGAUUAAGUCCGGACCUUGUACUCAGGGAGUCGAUGCCCGCUGGAUGUAGGGCAGGUGCCCUUAAUACGGUGACACAGAAGCGCAACGAAGUCUCCAACAACUUGCACCACCACUUUGAUAUAUAA